AGGUGGUAAAUCCUGAUCCUGCCUGUGACUGUAACUCGGCCCAGAGCUCUCUGCUCUCCCUCGUAGUGUAUUUUUCAGCCCUGCCUCGGUUGCUUCCCUUCCCCUGUGCCGCCAUUAAAGCUCGUCAGCUUGGUGUUUGGAAAUCGGGGAACACGACCAAAAUGAUUUAAAGCGUCCAAACCGACGGUGGAGGGACGGGACUGAUGGGGGGAGGGUUUCUCGCUCCGUGGUAUGUAUGGACCUUCAACUGCCAACUAAACGGCGCCCCACAGAAGUAAAUAUGCGGCUAGUGUCGUCCAGUGAGAGAAGCCCGAGUUCGGAUUGGAGUGGGUUUCUCCGAUCCGAGGGGAAGCUCCGUUUGUUUUGGCUGCAGCGGGGGACCGAGGAGUGUAAACACAGCGAAGCAAAGUCUACUGCUUGCUGUGUGAUCUCCUUGAGAGUGGAUCUGCCGAGCUGAGAGUCCCUCUGAACGGCAGGAAGCCUUCCUUAGCGGCGGUGCGACGAUGACAGAGCUGGUUACCAAGUGGGCCUGUGAAUACUGCACAUACGAGAACUGGCCAUCAGCCAUCAAGUGCACCAUGUGCCGCGCUCAGAGGCCCAGCGGGGGUGCCAUCAUUACUGAGGAGCCCUUCAAGAGCAGCCCUGCCCUGGAUGCCAGUCUGCAUCAGUGGGACCCUGCAGGCCUUAGCAACACCCCAUCUCAGGGGGGAUCCAGCCUACUCAUUUGUCCAGACUCCAGUGCCCGACGCGUUCGCAUUGCUGACGUACCUGAGACUAGUAGCAAGUGGUCGUGCCACAUGUGUACCUACCUAAACUGGCCUCGGGCUAUCCGUUGCACACAGUGCCUGUGUCAAAGGCAACAGGCUCAACAACAACAGCAUGGACAACAUGCAACACAUCAAGGACAUCAUACCCAGCAGCCACGCAGCCCCACGGAAUCGCCCCAGACCUCAGGCUCCGGAUGCCACCCUACUCCCCCAGCCGCCACUACAGACCCUUGUGAGGAAUAUAAUGACCGUAACAGGCUGAACACCCAUGCAAAGCACUGGACCUGCACUACAUGCACUUAUGAGAACUGGGCCAAGGCACUCAAGUGUGUUGUGUGUGAUCAUCCCAGGCCCAAUAGUCUGCUCGCUGAACCUAUUGAACUGGCAUCAGAGCCUGAGAGCCAACAACCAUCCUCAAAACUCAAUGAACAGGACAGGGACAACAGGAGGGGUGUCACUGGGCAUGUGGUUGGGCAAGUUGGAGGUGUGGUAGGUGGUGUCGGGGGAUGUAGCAGCAGCCACAGGAGGUCACCGCCAUCAUCAAAACAGGAGUCAGAGGUGAACAUGGACUUUCAGAGGAUUGAACUGGCAUCAGGGGCUGGAGUUGGGAGCAAAGAGGAGCUUGAGGUGGAUUUCAAAAAACUGAAGCAGAUUAAGAACAGGAUGAGAAGGACUGACUGGCUGUUCCUCAAUGCAUGUGUCGGUGUUGUAGAAGGUGACCUGGCAGCCGUGGAAGCCUACAAGUCGUCAGGAGGGGACAUCGCACGACAGCUAACAUCAGACGAGGUGCGCCUGUUAAAUCGGCCCUCCGCAUUUGAUGACGGCUUCACGCUGGUUCACCUGGCAAUCCGCUUCCAGAGACAGGACAUGCUGGCAGUGUUACUCACUGAGGUCUCCCAACAGGCAGCCAAGUGUAUUCCAGCCAUGGUGUGUCCUGAGCUGACAGAGCAGAUCCGUCGUGAGGUGGCGGCUUCUCUUCACCAGCGCAAGGGCGACUUUACCUGCUAUUUCCUCACUGACCUGGUGACCUUCACCCUGCCUGCAGACAUUGAGGACCUGCCCCAAGCAGUUCAGGAAAAACUGUUCGAUGAGGUGCUGGACCGAGACGUACAAAAAGAACUUGAAGAGGAGUCUCCCAUCAUCAACUGGUCCCUGGAGCUUGGCACCAGGUUAGACAGUCGACUGUAUGCCCUGUGGAACCGCACGGCUGGGGACUGCCUCCUCGACUCUGUGCUGCAGGCUACAUGGGGCAUCUACGACAAGGACUCAGUUCUCCGCAAGACCCUCCACGACAGUCUGCACGACUGUUCUCACUGGUUUUACACGCGCUGGAAGGAGUGGGAGUCGUGGUAUUCCCAGAGCUUCGGCCUACACUUUUCCCUCCGAGAGGAACAGUGGCAGGAAGACUGGGCUUUCAUCCUGUCCCUUGCCAGCCAGCCUGGAUCCAGCUUGGAGCAGACCCAUAUUUUCGUUCUUGCACACAUACUUCGUAGGCCCAUUAUCGUCUACGGAGUGAAGUAUUACAAAAGUUUCCGUGGCGAAACACUCGGGUACACCCGUUUUCAAGGCGUGUACUUGCCCCUUUUGUGGGAGCAGAGUUUCUGCUGGAAAAGCCCCAUCGCUCUGGGCUACACGCGAGGCCAUUUCUCAGCACUGGUGGCCAUGGAGAACGACGGCUUUGACAAUCGCGGCGCAGGCGCCAACCUCAACACAGACGAUGACGUGACGGUCACGUUCCUGCCGCUGGUCGACAGCGAGAGGAAGCUGCUUCAUAUUCACUUCCUCUCUGCACAGGAAAUGGGUAAUGAAGAGCAACAGGAGAAGCUCCUCCGGGAGUGGUUGGACUGCUGCGUGACGGAGGGCGGCGUUCUGGUGGCUCUCCAGAAAAGCUCCCGCCGCCGCAACCACCCGCUCGUCACCCAGAUGGUGGAGAAGUGGCUGGACGGCUACCGGCAGAUCCGUCCCUGCGCCUCGUUGUCCGACGGAGAGGAGGAGGAAGACGACGAUGACGAGUGACGAAACUGAAGCGGCGGGAGGCGGUCCGCGGGGGGCAGGACUCCUCCCCCCUCCUCUCUCUUAAAGCUUUUUCUUUAUUUUGUUUUUAUUUUUUCCUUUCCUGACACGGACAAACUGUGAAAUCCCUCAGGAGAGGACAGGGAACCACGAGCCCCCAUCCACCCUCCACCUCCGACAGAAGACGCUGCUGCUCUUCUGGCACCACACAGGCACUCGGACAUUCGCUUAGAACACAUUCAACACUCAGACCAAGCUGAGACUGACAAACUCCACUGCUGCAAAAACACAGAUUUGGGGAGAUGAUAAAGGUUUACGAAUGCAAAUGACCUUUUGAUUUGUUUCCAGUGUAAAGGAGAAAAAAAAGAAUCUUUAUCCAUAGAUGUAAAUGCAUGUGGUUGUUUAAAAAAAAAGAUUAUAAGGAAAUAUACCAGCAUUGAUUCAAAUCAACACUUUAUAUCCGUUCAGUAUGGGCACUGACAAAAGCACACUUCCAAAUUGAUCUUUUUUGAUGUUUUUUCCAGUUGUAUACGAGUUGGCUUGUUUAGCAAUUUGUUUUUGAAUGGGCAGGGACAAAGCCAAUAAAUAUCAAUAUCUUUAGAAAACCAGAGAUUGUGUUAUAAUAAAUGACUUUAAUCCCUAUUACUAAGCACUGCACAUUUAUUAAAACAUUUCUAUAUAAAUACAGUAUCAUUGCUUGAAUUAAGGUCAUAUAUGAAGCUCUUGAAAAGGGACAUUCUCCCUUUCCAAGUCGAAUCUACACUCACUAAGGUUUUAGCACACUAACAUUCAUGUUGGAUCUUCGGUUUACCUUUUCGCAGACUGAUUGAACUGAGAAAUGUGCGUGGGUGUGUGUGCAUGUGUGGUUUUUUUCUUCUCUGAAUUUAUUCUACAUAUUUAUUGUUUGGAAACCUAUUUGAGCUAAUAAGAGCUUUCUGUAUAUUUUAUUUUUCUCCUUUUUUGUGGUUUUUGUUAAUUAUUCUCUCAAUCUUGAUGAAGACGUGUUGCACAGAAACACUGUUGCUGUGAGGAAAAGAACCAAUCAUGACCAUCAGUGAAAAGUUUACUUGCGUUGUCGCGUGCGAUUUAGUACCUCAUCUGGAUGCCUAAAAUCUGGUGCUUUUUUUCCUGGGCAGGCGAGUGUUGGGAGUGAGAUGCGUUCAAUGUCGACAUAAAACAAGUCACACUUGUCUAAUCGCUGUCUCCUGUUCCCCUGUUUGUUCCGUUAGAGCAUUCUGUUGUCAUGGUACAGCUCACCUCCUCUGUAAAGCCUGUUUGUUGUCAUUAUGUGAACCCACCUUUUUUUGAUUAAGGUCGUUGUAAGAGAUUGCAACAUAUAAAACCAAAGCUGACAGAAAAAAAAGAAAAAAAACGAGUUGUCGUUCCUUUUUUUUUUUGCUGUGAAUGUUUGCAUUUUGUUUCUUCUCGCCAUUGCGUACUGUAACCUCUUUCGUGUUUCAUUCACGUUUUGAGCAUCACCUGUAUGUUGCUUUGUAUUUAUGCAAUAGUUGCAGUUGUGACUAUGAUGGUUUGUGGAUUUAGGCCUGACUUCACUAAACGGAGUGUAACGCAAAGAGCAGGCAAAACAAGGAAAAAAUGCAUAAAUAAAGGAAAACCUUUUUGAAUGUCCAA
Acanthochromis polyacanthus (spiny chromis) is the source of this 4412-nucleotide messenger RNA. RefSeq names its product zinc finger, RAN-binding domain containing 1b (gene zranb1b). Lineage: Eukaryota; Metazoa; Chordata; Actinopteri; Pomacentridae. Gene Ontology annotation, molecular function: cysteine-type deubiquitinase activity; K63-linked polyubiquitin modification-dependent protein binding. The record is from RefSeq and is a predicted model, not a curated record. Gene Ontology annotation, biological process: protein K29-linked deubiquitination; protein K33-linked deubiquitination; cell migration. Gene Ontology annotation, cellular component: nucleus; cytoplasm.